GACGAGCCUUUCGAAGGAGACGAGUACUCAGACGAUACAAUGUCUUUGAUAAUGAAUAUCUUAUGGAACCUGACGAGAUCUAUUUUACUUUCCAAAGAAGCACCAGCUGGUCUCAAGGACCUUGGUCCUCCAACACAAUGCGCUAUGUGGUAUCAUCCCCUUUCUUUCUUUAUCCUUUUCAUAUAUAUAUAUAUAUAGCAAGGCGAUAAAAUCACAAGUAAAAUCUCUAUCUUGAUUUUAGAGGUCUUUUUUAUGCAUUCAAACAAGUUGACAAAAGUCAGAAUUGUAAAUUGAAUGCAAAACUUCGAAACGAAAUGGCGUUGCUUAUUCUUCUCAUACUUCAAAUUUUUCCACGUUAUAUCAUCAUCAGCAGUGGUAUUGCCAACGAUGUCCUAUCAUUUUUUAAUGGUUGUUUUUUUGGUACAAUUCAUGUCUGGUCAAAGGAUAUCAAAUUUGUUGCUAGCAAAGAAAAUCUCGUUUUUCUGAAAAUACUUUUACUAAUAAUUUCCGAUUUAACCGAAAUCAAUGCCUCUAUCCCUAUCAUGAUCGAGCAAGUUAUUUUACCAUUAAUACUUCGUUUCAUUGAUUUGAAUUCAAAAUCUAUUUGGAGUCCAUCUCAAUUCUGGUAUCUUUUUGAACACGAGAUAUCAACUUUGACUCUAUUGGCAUCUAAAAUGUCGGAUGAAUUUGUUAACAAUGAUGGAACUCAAAAAUUGAUCUCAAUUUUGAAAUGGUGCGCUAACUCGAAUGAAUUUGAACCGAAAUUGACGAUGAAUUGUACCAAAGCAAUAUGUUCCAUGGUUCUUUCUAAGAACCCUGUCAUAUUAAAAUAUUUUCGUGAACAAGAAAUGAUUCUAACACUAUUCAACGAACUAAUUCGAAGUAAAUCAGAGCUUCGACUUUUAUAUGGAAACCAAAAUAUAAGAAUCGUAAGAAAAUUGUUAGAUAAAUGUAUCUAUUAUCGAAAAUACGAUGAUUUCAACAUAGACCAACGCAAUUGGUUCUUUUAUUUGGGGCUCCAUAGUACCAUGUCCAAUACAUGUGAAGAAUUUUGUCGAUAAGGGAACAGUUUACACCAUAAUCGAUGUGAUCGAAGUUACUUCAUAUCCUGUGAGAUGUUUGUUUCUUGGUCUGCUAUCAGAUAUUUGUGAAAAUAUAUUUUGUGGUCAUUAUUUAUGCAUUUGGUGUGGUAUUGACAAAACUAAGGGAUUCAUGUCUUUGUUAACAAAGAUUUGGAGAGAAGAAGAGAAAGAAAUUGGUGUAAAAAUACGACCAGAUGGCACAGUUGAAGAUCCUGAGUUACCUCAGAUGGGUGUCAAACAAUGGUUCGACACUUAUCACAGUAAACUUACGUACAAUGUUAGUCCUGCAUUGAUCGACAUGAUUGGUUCGGUUUGAUCUAAGAUUUAUGCUAUUUGUCAAAUUAUCAAAAGGUAUGGAAAAAAAUACGAGAUAGUUAAAAACCAU
Messenger RNA from Polistes dominula (European paper wasp), 1467 nucleotides. RefSeq names its product cilia- and flagella-associated protein 69. NCBI's taxonomy places the organism in Eukaryota, Metazoa, Arthropoda, Insecta, Hymenoptera, Vespidae. The record is from RefSeq and is a predicted model, not a curated record.